AUGGCGUUCUCCCAGUCUCACAUCAUGGCAGCUCGGAGGCACCAGCACAGCCGCCUCAUCAUCGAGGUGGACGAGUACAGCUCGAACCCCACGCAGGCCUUCACCUUCUACAACAUUAACCAGGGCCGCUUCCAGCCCCCGCACGUGCAGAUGGUGGAUCCGGUGCCCCACGAUGCCCCCAAGCCUCCGGGAUACACCCGCUUCGUGUGUGUGUCGGACACCCACUCCAGGACGGACCCCAUCCAGAUGCCCUACGGAGACGUUCUCAUCCACGCUGGGGACUUCACCGAGCUGGGGCUCCCCAGCGAAGUCAAGAAGUUCAACGAGUGGCUCGGAAGCCUGCCUUAUGAGUACAAGAUCGUGAUCGCUGGGAACCACGAGUUGACCUUCGACCAGGAGUUCAUGGCCGACUUGAUCAAACAGGACUUUUACUAUUUCCCUUCGGUGUCAAAGCUGAAGCCAGAGAAUUAUGAGAAUGUGCAGUCCCUCUUGACCAACUGCAUCUACCUCCAGGACUCGGAGGUGACCGUGCGAGGAUUCCGGAUAUAUGGCUCCCCAUGGCAACCUUGGUUCUAUGGCUGGGGCUUCAACCUCCCCCGAGGCCAAGCACUGCUAGAGAAAUGGAAUCUGAUCCCGGAAGGAAUAGAUAUUCUUAUAACACAUGGACCACCCCUGGGUUUUCUCGAUUGGGUCCCCAAGAAGAUGCAGCGGGUGGGCUGUGUGGAGCUGCUGAACACGGUGCAGAGGCGAAUCCAGCCCCGACUCCAUGUCUUUGGACACAUCCAUGAAGGCUACGGAGUCAUGGCGGACGGGACCACCACGUACGUGAACGCGUCUGUGUGCACUGUGAACUACCAGCCCGUGAACCCCCCCAUAGUCAUCGACUUACCGACCCCCCGAAACUCCUGAUCCCCCCGGGCCGGGCCGGGCCGCCUCCCCCCGCGGGAGCUCCGGCCGCGCUCCAUCCCCUGCGUGUCCGUCCUAUUUAAUGUGUUAAAGGCCGCCC
Messenger RNA from Gracilinanus agilis (Agile Gracile Mouse Opossum), 1006 nucleotides. It is a transcript of the gene MPPED1, whose product is annotated as metallophosphoesterase domain containing 1. The record is from RefSeq and is a predicted model, not a curated record. The transcript is spliced from 6 exons. Lineage: Eukaryota; Metazoa; Chordata; Mammalia; Didelphimorphia; Didelphidae. Gene Ontology annotation, molecular function: hydrolase activity. Bases 1 to 909 code for a protein of 302 amino acids.